Messenger RNA from Megalobrama amblycephala (Wuchang bream), 1059 nucleotides. RefSeq names its product adaptor related protein complex 3 subunit sigma 2 (gene ap3s2). Gene Ontology annotation, biological process: intracellular protein transport; Golgi to vacuole transport. Gene Ontology annotation, cellular component: intracellular membrane-bounded organelle; AP-3 adaptor complex; membrane coat. NCBI's taxonomy places the organism in Eukaryota, Metazoa, Chordata, Actinopteri, Cypriniformes, Xenocyprididae. The transcript has 6 exons. The record is from RefSeq and is a predicted model, not a curated record. Bases 114 to 692 code for a protein of 192 amino acids.
UAUUAUGGAAAAGCGUAAAUCACGUGACACUGAAGUACCCAGAGUCAUUUUUAUUGACAAGCAGAAGCUUCGCUAAAAACGAGUAACCACAUAAAAUAAAGAAAAACCCAAGGAUGAUCAAGGCUAUUCUUAUUUUUAACAACCAUGGGAAACCCAGGCUCAUCAGAUUCUACCAGUAUUUUGCAGAAGACAUGCAGCAACAGAUCAUUAGGGAGACCUUUCAUCUGGUGUCCAAAAGAGACGAUAAUGUCUGCAAUUUCCUGGAGGGCGGAAGUUUAAUCGGCGGCUCCGACUACAAGCUGAUCUACAGACACUAUGCCACUCUGUACUUUGUGUUUUGUGUGGACUCGUCAGAGAGUGAGCUGGGGAUUCUAGAUCUCAUACAGGUCUUCGUGGAAACCCUGGACAAGUGCUUUGAGAAUGUGUGUGAACUGGACUUAAUCUUUCACAUGGAUAAGGUCCACUAUAUUCUACAGGAAGUUGUCAUGGGCGGGAUGGUUCUGGAAACUAACAUGAAUGAAAUAGUCGCCCAAGUGGAGCUGCAGAAUAGAAUGGAGAAAUCGGAGGGUGGACUGUCUGCAGCACCAGCACGAGCCGUUUCUGCUGUGAAAAAUAUGAACCUUCCUGAAAUCCCCCGUAACAUCAAUAUCGGGGACAUCAAUAUAAAAGUGCCCAGUCUCUCCCCGUUUUGAGUUUGUAUCUCUGAUCAUUGCUUUUUUUGUUGUUGUUAUUGUGUGUUAACAUUCAUUGCCAUAGAUACUGUCUCCCUAAUGCCAUUUAUGGACUCAUGACUGACCGUCACAUGAGGACUCUGACAAGUCCAACGCACACUACAGGGUCCAAUCAUUUACAGCGUACUUUUUUCAGACUUUGGUUUGUAGACAUUUUGAUUAUAGUGUUGUUUUGUAUUUUGUCUGUAAUGUAGUAACAUUCCACAAUACUAACGUGUGAUUUCUGCCAACAGACCAACUACUAAAACUAUAAAUGUUACACUUGAAUAAUUUAUAUUUAAUGUUAUACUAUACCAUAUCAUUAAAAUUAUGUUUUUGUCCAGAUGUA